Hippoglossus stenolepis (Pacific halibut) is the source of this 5170-nucleotide messenger RNA. It is a transcript of the gene cdhr2, whose product is annotated as cadherin related family member 2. The record is from RefSeq and is a predicted model, not a curated record. Gene Ontology annotation, biological process: homophilic cell-cell adhesion. Gene Ontology annotation, molecular function: cadherin binding; calcium ion binding. The transcript is spliced from 31 exons. The coding region runs from base 297 to 4151 and encodes 1284 amino acids. NCBI's taxonomy places the organism in Eukaryota, Metazoa, Chordata, Actinopteri, Pleuronectiformes, Pleuronectidae. Gene Ontology annotation, cellular component: plasma membrane; catenin complex.
UCUGUUAGUACUAUCAACAGCUAUAAUGUGUCCAUGUGUUAGGGAUAACAACAGGUGGAUAUUUUGCAAAGUUGAUCAAUUUAACUUUUUGCCCUUAGUAAGAUGCUUUUGCGAUUUUUGUUCAACAAGCAAGCACAAGGAGGAGGUUAGGUGCCAGGAUUAUUGCCAGUGCGUUCGUGUAUGUGUUAAUCAUUUAUAUUUACGACAGUGUGACGGUUAUUACUGGGAGCAACAAGAGCCAAAGGUCUCAUCCAGGCAUCAGUAAAAGAGAACCUUCCCUAUGAACGUCUUCUGUCAUGGAGGGGAUCCCAGGAAGUAUUCUACUGUUGUGCCUUAUCAGCUUAACAUAUGCUAAUACCAGUCCUACAAUCCACAAGUUUACUUACAAUUUGUGUGAAGACAUCCCCAAAGAUGGCUAUGCGUUUACUAUAAAUGCAACAGACGCAGAAAAUGCUAACCUGACUUAUUCACUCACUGGGCCCAAUGCUUUUUACUUCCGUGUCGGCAAACACACUGGGAUUGUAGAACUCGAACUUCCGCUAAAUACCGAGGGUAGUCUAACUCUUGGAGUUCUUGUCUCUGAUGGUCCAAAUAAGACACCAGGAGAGUUAACUCUACUAUUGAUGGAGGCCAACAACAACAAACCCAUAUUCCAGGAGGCUUCAUAUGAUGAAGUGAUUCCAGAAAAUACCAUUGUAGGCACACCAUUGUUUAAGGUGCGGGCUGUGGAUCCAGAUACUUCAUCUGCUGGUAUUGUUUAUUACAGCAUUGAUCAAGUUACUCCAAAUGAAGGAUCAAGUGUGUUCAGCAUCGGAAACAUAAGUGGUGAAGUCAAAUUAGCAGGACCUCUGAAUUAUACUUCACUAAGCAGUUUCUAUCGUCUUAAGAUCAAAGCAACAGAUGGUGGGGGCCGGUGUUAUUAUAAUGAAACAAAAUAUUUCUCCAGUGUUGUUUAUUCCUUCAUUUCGGUUGAGGACGUCGCAGAUCUCGACCCACAGUUCAUCGGUGUUCCCUAUUUAGGGAGAGUUGAGGAGAACUAUCCGGUGGACACAUCUGUGUUUAAAGUGAUUGCUAUAGACCAAGACAUAGGAAUUAAUGAUGUUAUCAACUACAGCAUUGAAAAUUCGACAACAGCUGGCCUGUUUAAAAUCUCAAGCAACAAUGGCAUCAUAUCUGUGAUGUCACCAAUUGACAGAGAACUUGUUGGUGAUACUGUUACCCUGACUGUAAAGGCCACUGAGUCUAAACCAAACAUCCACGGGUCACAAGCCAGCACCACAGCAAAUGUACUGAUCAGCAUCAUUGACGUCAAUGACAACGGGCCUGAGUUUUAUAAGUGUGAAGGCCUCUCCUGUGUGAAAGCAAGCCACUUCACAGGAGAGGUCUUUGAACACGCACUGGGGUCCGUAUCCAUCAACAUGACGGUCAAAGACCCCGAUAAGAUGUCCCGCACUAAACUAAUCCUGGAGGGAAUUGACAAGGACGUGUUUUCUGUGGAACCUCAAUAUACGUCGUCAGAUAGUAUCGUUCAGCUGCUGGUCAAGCAGCCCAAACUGCUGGACUUUGAAGAGAUAAAGCAAAUAGUUCUGCAGGUGACUGCCAUAGAUGAAGAUAAACCCACGUUCCACUCCACUGCUACAGUUACUAUUUCCAUCAAGGACACCAAUGACAACAGCCCCAAGUUCCCACAAGACACUUAUAAGCUGAAUGUGUCUGAGCACUCUCAAAAUGGGACGAUAGUGGCCAAUAUCACUGCAGAGGAUCCUGACACAAUGGAUCAAGGCAACAUCACCUACAGACUUCUUCCAGACAGCAUACGACUGUACUUUGACGUGGAGCCACAAACGGGCACAAUUUAUGUGAAAAACGCGACUCUGUUGGAUCGCGAGGUCAGAUCUCUGUAUUCAGCGACUCUGGAGGCCAGAGACACAGACGGGAAGCCCGGCAACACAGUGCUGGAGAUCACUGUGACCGAUAUCAAUGACCAGAAGCCAGUCUUCAACAGAGACUCCUACCUGGUGUUUGUGGAGGAGGGGGGACAGCUUGAAGUUAAGAUUGAGGCGACUGAUGCCGACGACUCUGAUACAGAAAACAGCCAAAUCGUGUAUGGAAUUAUGCAGAGCAGGUACAGUGACAACUUCACCAUCAACACAAACACUGGCGUGUUGAAAAACAAUGGCGAGCUGGAUCGAGAGGUCCUGGACCCGAAGCUGAAUGGGAGGAUCGAACUCAACGUAACUGCUACUGACAAAGGAACUCCCCCGUUGUCCUCUAUGGUCCCAGUUAUUAUCAAUGUAGAGGAUAUCAAUGAUAAUGUUCCGCAAUUUGAGGCCGUCUCUUAUAAUUUCUCUGUUAAAGAAGGAGAAAGAGGUGCAUACGUGGGCUCUGUCUAUGCUGAGGAUUUGGACCAAACGACAGACUUCAAUCGCAUUUCUUUCAGCAUAAUCGAAGGAAGCUUCGGCAGCUUCAUCAUUCACACCUUCGCAGACGAGAGGGGCUACAGGGGGAACAUCACCGUGGACCCCGACAUUGAAUUGGACUAUGAGAGCGCUCGGAAGCAAUUCAGACUGAGGGUAGAGGCAAUAGAUUUUGAGCAAAAGAAAGCUGUAACGACGGUGGAGGUGUACGUGCUGGACGUGAACGACGAGAGGCCUGAGUUCACGCCCACGGUGCCUGUGACGGUGAAGGAGAACACCACUGUCAGUGGGGCUGUUGGGAGUUUCACAGGCCAGGACAAAGACGGAAAUCACUCACUGGUUUACGAACUGGAAUCCAUCAAAUGCAGAUGCAACGGCUCUCUGAUACCCUGCAGCUGGUUUAUCCUCGAUCCAACGGGGGAAGUCAGACUCAACCUGUCGUACACAGUGGACUAUGAACAGUGUGACCAGGCGGUGAUAGAGGUCCAGGUGGUGGACGAGUUCACUGAGAAGGGGGAAAACAACAGUGUUAAAACAGGACAAAUGGUGAUCAACAUUGAAGACAUCAACGACAACGCUCCUGAAUUCAUUCCCUCAAAUUCUGUAUUUGUUGUGGUGUCUGAAAGUGCAAGUAAAGGGACAUCAGUUGCAGGAGUCACUGCUAUAGAUGGUGACUCUGGAGUUAACAGGCAGAUUGACUUUAAAGUAACAGCAGUCCAGUUCGAAGACACCAACAAUCACACAAGUAACAUAAGGAUGCUGUUUGAGGCCGUCACCACACAGCAGAAGGAUAUUUAUGUUGGGAUUAUUCAAACUACUGAGGGACUAGAAAUGUCACUGAAGGGGAAAUAUUUAGUAACGGUGACUGCAACUGAUACUGGUGGCCUCUCCAGCAGCAUCAUACUGGAGAUUUUCUCAGUUGAUGAAUCGUAUAAAGUCGAACUUCAGUUUACAAGAACCGUAGAGCAAGUUGAACAGGAUCGUGAUAAAAUCAUCAGGGCGCUCACUGCUGCCACCAAUGCUGCUGUUGAAGUUGUUGCAAUCAGGCCUGACACUGGUGACACAUCCAGAGCUUCACCGAUCACUGUGAUGGUGGUGUAUUUCGUCUACUCCAACGGGACAGCUCUCACCUCUAAUGAAGUCGAGAGGAUGGUCUCUGGUCCUCAGCAUUAUCCUGUACUGGCUGACCUUGGCCUCAGAUACAUUGGGCAACCUAUUGUGAUCCAACCAGAAGUAGAUCCUGUGAAGUACAUUCUGCUGGGGAUGGUGGGAGGCCUCAUCAUCAUGCUGGCGGUCCUCACCACCUCUCUCAUGUGCACCCGCAGAAGCUACAGGAGGAAGCUAAAGGCAGCUAAAGCUAUGAAUUCUGCGUCCAUGGUGACGUCUGACAACCAAAAGGGUGGCGCUGUGGUGCCUGGAACCAACAAGUACACCAUGGAGGGAGCCAAUCCUGUUCUCAACCUGCACAUGGUCCUGGACUUGGACGAGGCGAGCUCAGAUGUGGACAAAGUCAGUCUCAAUUCCCUCGACUACACUGAUGACAUGGACCUUCCUGGAAAUCAUAUAAAAACAAACAUGCUGAUGAUCGAGGAGGAAGAGGAAGAGGAGGAGGAGGACAGCGGACCACCAGAGUACAUUGAGCCUCUGGGUGCAGCGCUGGCCCAGCGGGGACAGAAGAGAGACCAACCUCAGAUGGGUUUUAGUAACCCAGCCUUCAGCACCACAGACCUGUGAUGGAGAGAAUGAAGAGAGAGGCACCAAGCUCAGGCUUCAGAUGGACACAUGUUGCUUCUCUGACCAGAUCGACCAAAUAACUAAUCAAACAAAUAGGGCCUCGUCCUGCGCCUGGCGAAACAGAAAUUUCCUUGCUGUCGUUUUCCCAUCUUGCGCCGCGUUUAAAUAGUAAAUGCACUUGCACCAUGUACUUAGAUCUUUAAAAUAGAGCCUAUAGUUUUGCAUUAAGAGCUUGUCUUUAUAUGAUUUUGUGUUCUGACCAAUAUUAAGUAAAUAUAAUAUUAUUUAGAUUCUACGUUGAAUUUUGCAUCUGAAGUGAGUUUGCUUUGACUAAACAUUAAAUUUAAGAAAAAAUGUAACCAUGUGACCAUUACACACUAUGGAAACAAUACAAUGGACACCAUUUUACUAUCAUAUACUACACUAUCUUUUUUCCUAAACAAUAUAGAGUAAUACAACUUUCAUAUCAGUCCGUUUUAGCUUAAAUUAAAAAACUUAAAGCAGAGAAGAGAAAGAAAACCAAAUCAGCCUUCCAGAAUCUCAAAUACAACAACAACAACAACAACAAUGAUAAUAAUAAACAAAUGAAGAUGAUUGUGUAAUUCACACAAAUGUUUCUUGAACAUUAGACAGCUUUGUCCAGUCUUUAUUCUAAGCUAAGCACAACUAAGUGUAGCUUCAUAUCUAAUGAUCAGAGCUGAGAGUUGUAUUCAUCUUCUCAGCAACUCUCAGCAACGAUACAAAGCGACUUUCCAAAAUGUCAAACUCUUCCUUUAAAACUCUCUUUACAAUAGUAGCCAGACCAGGAGAGGGGAGACAAACUGUCUCCGCCGAUGAUUCCGUUUGAUCCGCCCUUCAUAAAUACAAAGAACACCUAUGAGAGCAACAAUUUUUUGUGAUAAAAGAAAAUAUCAGCUUCGAUGUUAUAUCCUGGAUGUUAUACAUGUGUCAAUAAUUGAAAUAGACCUUGACAGGAAAAAAGUUUCCUCACUCCUGAUCUAGACAGAGAGAAUCCAGAC